AUGGCAGGCGCAGCAAGGGCCCCGUCCAUCUGCCGCCGAGCCCCCGGGCCAUCCCAUUCCUCGGCCACCUCCACCUCCUGGAGAAGCCGUUCCACGGCGCUGAGGAAGGCGCAGGCCGAGAUUGAUGUGGCCGUGGGGACCUCCCGGCUGUUGACCGCCGACGACGUGCCGCGGCUCGCCUACCUGCAGUGCAUCGUGAGCGAGACGCUGCGGCUGUACCCGGCGGCGCCGAUGCUGCUGCCGCACCAGUCGUCCGCGGACUGCAAGGUGGGCGGCUACAACGUGCCGAGCGGCACGAUGCUGAUGGUGAACGCGUACGCCAUCCACCGGGACCCGGCGGCGUGGGAGCGGCCGCUGGAGUUCGUCCCGGAGCGGUUCGAGGACGGGAAGGCGGAGGGGCGGUUCAUGAUCCCGUUCGGGAUGGGCCGGCGGCGGUGCCCCGGGGAGACGCUGGCGCUGCGGACCAUCGGCAUGGUGCUGGCCACGCUGGUGCAGUGCUUCGACUGGGAGCGCGUCGACGGCGCGGAGGUGGACAUGACGGAGGGCGGCGGGCUCACCAUCCCCAAGGCCGUGCCUCUCGAGGCCGUGUGCAGGCCGCGCCCGGCCAUGCGCGACGUGCUUCAGAGCCUCUGA
Triticum turgidum subsp. durum (durum wheat) is the source of this 633-nucleotide messenger RNA. The record is from the annotation of a GenBank genome assembly. NCBI's taxonomy places the organism in Eukaryota, Viridiplantae, Streptophyta, Magnoliopsida, Poales, Poaceae.